Molecule: messenger RNA, 1337 nt
Organism: Juglans microcarpa x Juglans regia
Lineage: Eukaryota; Viridiplantae; Streptophyta; Magnoliopsida; Fagales; Juglandaceae
Product: proline-rich protein PRCC
Exons: 3
Coding region: 88-1233 (381 amino acids)
Cellular component (GO): nucleus
Source: RefSeq, a predicted model, not a curated record
GAAAUCCUCUCCCGAGUCCUGAACCCAUCCCAACUGCAACUUUUCACGUAGUAUUGUUUAGGUUUUACGCUCCUCUGGGUCUCUCUAAUGGACUCUUUGCUAGCCAACUACGCCUCUUCAGACGAGGAAGAAGUAGAAGAUCAUCAUCAACCACAGCCGCAACCAAAAUCUGUAAAUCCUAAGACCUCGUCCUUUUUCUCCUCUCUUCCCCAACCCAAAUCUUCCUCUCUCUCCUUAACCCUACCCCAACCAAAACCCAAGCAACCCUCAUCGCUGCCCCCCAACCCUCUUAUUCUCCAUCAAGACCCCCACCAACCCAUUUCAAAUACCUCAUCCUCGGAGCCCAAGGCCAAAAGGGUUGUCCUAUUCAAGCCUCCUAUAGCUCCUUCUUCGUUCAAAUCGACCGAGAUCGACGACGAAGACGAUGACGAAGAAAAAGAACGAAGGAGGCGGAAGGAGUUAGAUUCCACGGCGGCGCAAACCCCAUCGGUUAAGUCGUUCCUGUCUAGCAUUCCGGCGCCCAGGAACUCGGCCACAUUGGGUGUUAUUCCGAGCUCCGGUACUGGGCGAAGAGCAAUUGUUGAGACAGAUGCGCCAGCAUCAAAUUGGGGCGGUUCUCGACCGGAGGACGACUCGGGUGCUGAUCCAAAUUUGGGGAAUAACAGUGUCGACUCGAAUAGCUAUGCGAGUUUUGACUCGGGGAUCGAUCAGACUGUAAGGAAUUAUAAUGUGAACUAUGAUACAUACCAGAAUAAUCAAUCGGGCAUUGAUCAAAAUGCAAUUGUAGAUCCUCAAUCACAAUAUGUUACGAGGGGUGUAGAUAAUUUCAACUAUGGGGAUGAUCAAAGUUAUGCUAAUUAUGGUGAUUAUGGGCAGCAUGAAAGCAAUUGGACCGAUAGGCCGCUGCUGGAGAAGCCGGGGACGGGUGAAAUUGGGGUUAGAGUGCCUGGGAAGAGAGGGAGAAUUGAGGUUCCAGCGGAAAUAGUUGAAGUGAAGCAGGAUGAGUUGAUGAAGAAUCGACCGAGGGAGGACCAGGUCAAGUUAACCGGAAUAGCUUUUGGGCCUUCUUACCAGCCUGUCUCAACAAAGGGAAAACCUACAAAGCUGCAUAAGAGGAAGCAUCAGAUCGGUUCUUUAUUCUUUGAUAUGAAGCAGAAAGAGAUGGAACUUUCAGAGCGGCGCUCAAAAGGCUUUCUCACGAAAGCUGAAACACAAGCCAAGUAUGGAUGGUGACUCGGGGAUGAUUUUUGCCCCCUGCAAUUUAUCACUGUACCUCUAAUAGCAGACACUGCAAGACAGAAUAAUUCUCCCAUUAUAUUUUUUUUUUGUUGAUAAGU